Messenger RNA from Dromiciops gliroides (monito del monte), 1681 nucleotides. RefSeq names its product Rh blood group CcEe antigens (gene RHCE). The transcript has 10 exons. NCBI's taxonomy places the organism in Eukaryota, Metazoa, Chordata, Mammalia, Microbiotheria, Microbiotheriidae. The record is from RefSeq and is a predicted model, not a curated record. Gene Ontology annotation, molecular function: ammonium channel activity. Gene Ontology annotation, cellular component: plasma membrane. Gene Ontology annotation, biological process: ammonium transmembrane transport; ammonium homeostasis. The coding region runs from base 168 to 1421 and encodes 417 amino acids.
GAGAUAACAGCUGCAGGGAGUUCAGGGCCUCCCCUGAUCUCUAGCCUUAUCUACUCUCCCAAAUUAUUGCCUUUUGAAAGGUGGGGGGAAGCAAAAGAGGAGAAGGGGUAAGAGUUAUAGCCAAGAAAAGUUCCUUAGUUCUGUCCAGUGGCCUACCUGAGGGCAGCAUGGGCUCCAAGUACCCCAAGUCUCUCAGGAUAUCCCUGCCCUUUUGGGCCCUGCUGUUGGAAGCUGCUUUCAUUCUGGUUUUCUGCUUUUUCACGUCUUAUGAGACCCCCUCAGAGAAGUUGGAGUUUCUGAAGAGAUAUCCAGCAGCCUUCCAGGAUAUCAAUGUCAUGGCGGUGCUUGGCCUGGGCUUCCUUAAGGCCUCCUUGAGGAGAUUCACUUGGAGCAGUGUGGUCUUCAACCUCUUUACCCUGGCCCUUGGGGUGCAAUGGGCCAUUAUCCUGGAUGGCUUCCUGUUCUCUUUCACCAGUAGGAAGAUCGCCAUCAGCAUUCACAGGAUCAUACUGGGUACUAUGAGUACUAUGUCUGUCCUCAUUUCAUCUGGGGCCACCCUGGGCAAAGUCAACUUGAUCCAGCUGAUAGUCAUGACCAUGCUGGAAGUAACAGCCUUCCAAGGAACUAAGAAGCUCACCCAGGACUUCCUUAAGAUGGAAGAACAUCAGAGCAUGAUGCAGAUCCACGUGUUUGGGGCCUACUUUGGUGUGGCCGUGGCCUGGUGCCUCUCAGAGCCAGGACUGAGUACUGCCAAGGACAAGGAACGCGGAGCCAUAACUUCCAGUCUCUUUACCACACUGGGUACCUUUUUCCUGUGGAUCUUCUGGCCAACCUUCAAUUCUGCCCUGAUAAAACUACCUGGUGAGAAGGAAACUGCUGUAUACAACACUUAUUAUGCCCUUGCUGUCAGCGCAGUGGUCGCCAUGUCAUUUUCAGCUGCAAGUCACUCAGAUGGGAAAAUCAGUAUGACCCAUGUCCACAGAGCAACACUGGCUGGAGGGGUCGCUGUGGGAGUCACCACCACUCUCAUCAAAUCACCUUGGAUCGCCAUGGUGCUGGGCCUUCUUGCAGGCAUGAUUGCCAUUGGAGGAGCCAAGUGCUUGCCGGGAUGUUUAAACCAGAUCAUUGGGCUUCAUGACACUUGUGAAGUUCAUUCAACCUUUGGAUUGCCAGGGCUACUGGGAGGACUAACUUACAUUCUGUUGAUGAUUCAGCAAGCUAGCUGGACCACCCCGUCCAUGGUUAGCUUUCAGAUCCUGAUUUCAGCCGGCUGUCUCAGUCUGUCCAUGGCUAUGGGUUUGGCAGGAGGUCUCCUGACAGGUUUGAUUUUAAGUCUCAACCUAUGGAAGGCACCGCCUGCAGUUAAAUACUUUGAUGAUCAGGCCUUCUGGGAGUUUCCCCAUUUGGCUGCUGGAUUUUAAGCCAACAGACUCAAGAAAUGGAAGGCUAGUUAGGAGCCAAAGAAGACCACCAUUAUUUCCUCCUCCUUUCAUUUAUCUUGACCUUUCAAUGAUCUGACUGUGUGAUCCUAGGUCAGUCUUUCUGGUCCUCAAAUUUCCUUUUCUAUAAAAUGAGGGAGUUAAGACUGGAUCAUCUCUGAGGUCCCUUUUACCUCUUCAAUUCUAUUCUCCUCUUAAUAGUUAUAUUCUCAUUCUACCAAACAUAUGAAGAAAAACGACUG